UAUACUCAUUGUUACUGUUACUGGGAUUUUUAACAAUUGAAAUAUAUUCUUUGGAUUACACGGUACGAAAUUUGAAUGAAGAUAAUCUCACAGCUAAAGGCGGUAUCAAAAAAGCCACAUCUGGUAGUAUAUUUUAUGGCAACGCUUGUGUAGCAAUGUGCUUAUUCAUACAAUUAGCUAAAAAAUGGCCGAAAUUGGUUUCGGACUGGAAAUCAGUUGAGCUAUCCAUGAUUCGGUUUGGUACGCCUAAGUUGGGUUGGAAGGUGGCCAUCAUGACAAGUGUUUUACUCACGUUGGCAUUUGCUGAGCAUGGACUUCAUAAUUGGUUAAAUACGAGACCUGGUGGUAAAGACGACAUCGCGUCUAUGUCUCACUCAUCCGACUCAUCUGAUUCGAAUGAUCAAAGCGCUACAUAUUUGAUUGAUCAGUCAUUAACCUUCAGAGGAUACUUGGAACGAUUUUCAUUAAAAACCCAUUGGUACUUAUUCAACGAACCGACAGAUUACAACGUCGUUAAAGGAUUUAUAGUGAUGUGGUUGAGUCUGAGUGCGACGUUUUUGUGGAAUUUCACCGAUCUUUUCAUUAUGCUAAUUAGUUCGGCUUUAGCAGCUCAAUUUCAGAUGUUGACCAGAGCUUUAAAAAGUGUCAGAGCUCAAGUACUAUCUUUACCCGAAUGGCGAGAAUUUAGAGAAACCUACACUUUGCUGACCCAUUUGGUGAAAAAUGUCGAUGAUCAUAUCAAUUCUAUUAUUGUACUUUCGAUAGCGAACAACGUUUAUUUCAUAUGUGCUCAAUUGAUCACUGAAAUUGAUUCUAUUCGGCAUAGUUACUUCAGAACAUUGUUUUACAUGUAUUCUUUCCUAUUUUUGGUGUUUCGUACUACAGCCGUCGUUAUGCAAGCAGCAGCUAUCCACGAUGAAAGUAAACUCAUAGUACCGGAAUUAUUUCUUUGUCCAACCAAAGGAUAUUGUGCCGAAACUCAGCGUUUUUUACACGAGGUAACCGCAGACUACGUCGCAUUGACCGGUCUCAAUAUGUUUUCAAUUACACGAAAUUUCCUCUUAGGAGUAAGUAAAAAACCUACAAUACGAGUAUUACUCGAAUCAAACAUACAUCAAAUAACGUUACAAAAAUUCGUAUAUUUUCAACAACAGGUAGCAGGAGCUAUCCUCACAUAUGAAAUAGUUCUGAUACAGCUUCAAAAUAAAAAUAGCGAAGAAACGCAGCUACAAAAUCACAUCGAUUACACGCCAUUUACAACGACGACGACGCCACACAUGACAUGAAUCAUCAGUCAAGGGUACCUUUCACGAACAAUAUUUCAAGUUCUGAAUCGAAGAUAAGUCUCGAAGCAUCAUUAAUAACAUAUGUUUAGCGACGCUUUUGAAUCUGUCGGAAUCGUUUUCGAAAUCAUC
Messenger RNA from Planococcus citri (citrus mealybug), 1415 nucleotides. RefSeq names its product gustatory receptor for sugar taste 64f-like. Lineage: Eukaryota; Metazoa; Arthropoda; Insecta; Hemiptera; Pseudococcidae. Gene Ontology annotation, cellular component: membrane. Gene Ontology annotation, molecular function: taste receptor activity. The coding region runs from base 156 to 1286 and encodes 376 amino acids. Gene Ontology annotation, biological process: detection of chemical stimulus involved in sensory perception of taste; sensory perception of chemical stimulus. The transcript has 7 exons. The record is from RefSeq and is a predicted model, not a curated record.